GUCAACCUGAGACCUUCUGCUUGUCGGAUGAUCUCUGUAACCAAUCCCAAAACUUGCAGACAUUAGUUUCACACCGGCGUAAGGAGGGGGGUGUGUGUGUCUUUGCCGGAACCGAUAAUGGCCGAUAAAAUGCCUCCAGAGCAAGGAGACGCGCUGCUGGAUAAGUUCCACCAAGGGAGCCUCCACAACGGGAUAGAGGUCACCAAAGGCGACGGCCUGCAUGCCAGGGGUCAGUGGGCUAGCAAGGCUGAGUUCCUCCUGGCCGUGGCGGGGCAGAUCAUCGGCCUGGGCAACGUCUGGAGGUUCCCGUACCUCUGCUACAAGAACGGAGGAGGUGUGUUCUUUGUACCUUACCUGUUGUUCCUGGUGCUGUGCGGCAUCCCCCUGUUCCUCCUGGAGACCUCACUGGGACAGUACACAAGCCUGGGAGGGGUCAGCGCCUGGAGGACUAUCUGCCCGUUAUUUGGAGGUCUCGGCUAUGCCAGUCAGGUGAUGAUCCUGCACGGCUGCGUGUACUACAUCGUCAUCCUGGCCUGGGCCCUCUUCUACCUGUCCUACAGCUUCCAGGCAGAGCUGCCCUGGUCGCACUGUAACAACACAUGGAACACUGCGGCGUGUGUCCUGUUUGACCACCACAACCAGUCAGCCAAUGGGAGCAGCCUGCCUGAGAAUGCCACUUCCCCUGUAAUGGAGUUUUGGGAGCGAGAGGUGCUCCGUCUCUCCAGCAGUUUAGACGAGCUGGGCCCCAUCAGCUGGAAGCUGGCUCUGUGUCUGGCCAUCGUCUGGCUGGUCUGUUACUUCUGUGUCUGGAAGGGAGUCAAGUCCACGGGAAAGGUGGUGUACCUGACAGCCACCUUCCCAUAUGUCAUGCUGUUUGUGCUGCUGGUGCGCGGUGCCACCCUGCCUGGAGCGACCCAGGGCAUCAUCUACUACCUCAAACCCAACCACACCCGCCUGGCAGACCCACAGGUAUGGAUGGAUGCAGGUACCCAGAUAUUUUUCUCAUAUGGAAUCUGUUUGGGAAGUCUCACAGCGCUUGGCAGUUACAACAAAUACAACAAUGACUGCUAUAAGGACUCUUUCCUCCUGUGCCUCCUGAACAGCAGCACCAGUUUCCUGGCAGGUUUCGCCAUCUUCUCUGUGCUGGGCUUCAUGGCGGAGGAGCAGGGCGUGGACAUAGCCACCGUGGCCCAGUCAGGGCCUGGCCUCGCCUUCAUUGCCUACCCGAGAGCUGUAGCCAUGAUGCCGUUUCCCCAACUCUGGGCCGUCUGCUUCUUCCUCAUGAUCAUCAUGCUGGGGCUGGACACGCAGUUUGUGAGUCUGGAGGCCCUGAUGACGUCGGUGAGUGACCUUUACCCUCAUCUGAUCCGACGGGGCCACCGCAGAGAGCUGCUGCUGCUGUUCGUCUGCGUCGUCUGCUUCCUGGUCGGACUCGUCAUGGUCACACCGGGUGGUCUGUAUGUGUUCCAGAUCUACGACCACUUCUCCUGCAGCGGAGCCAGCCUGCUGCUCCUCUCCAUCUUCCAGUCUCUGGCCAUCGGCUGGGUCUACGGAGCCGAGCGCUUCAGUGCCAACAUCAGGGAUAUGACCGGCUACAGCCCCCUGCCCGUCUUCAAGCUGUGUUGGAAAUACUUGACCCCGGCUGUAUGCACUGCUACCUUUAUGUUUUCCCUGGUGCACUGGACUCCACUGAGCCUGGGGAAAGGCCUGGUGGCUCCAGCCUGGGCCACCACGCUGGGCUGGCUCCUUACACUCUCCUCCGUCUCCCUGCUUCCCAUCUGGGCCAUCUACGCCCUGGUCACCACCCCGGGAACUCUGCCACAGCGCAUCCAGCUUCUGUGCAGCCCUGCCAAAAAAUCGUCACUGGCCCUCCGCCACUUCCCCACCAACAACUCGGCGCUCACCUACAGCCCUGCACUGCCCCUGACUGAGAAGCCAAAGGAGCCGAUCACAAACGUCAUCCAGGAUCACACGGCCUAAUAAUGGUCAGCGACGAUAUAAUGCUGGUCAGCCAAUCAGGCGUGGUGAAGGGGAGGGUCGAGGGUAGAGUUAACGCUGCUGGAUCCCAAAUAAGGGGCUGGAUCCUCGUUACUCCACAUUUCUAGACACAGAUAUGUCGUAACAGACCACAGAGGCCUGUUUUAACUCAAAAGAUCCUCCAGUGGUCUAUUGUUUAGACAGUCCUCAUCAAUUCAUAAAGGUGAUACAGGUCCCUGAAUUGGGACGCAGCUCACUUUACCUUUAAGCCCUGCCCCACCUCCUGUUACCGGCUGCCAGAGUUAGUUAUUGUAAAACAAUGCACACUCCUGUCAUCAUCUGCUUUUAUCCUAAACCUUUCUGUUAUUCACUAGUGGAAUCACUGUAUUUUGGACAAUUUAAUAACGGCCCUUACAGCCGUUCUGAUAACAAUGAUGUUCUCGGUUGAUUUUUUUUGUUUUUUUUUUGGGCCAGCACUUAGGAGUAACUUAGUCCACCACUUAACUCUCUAUGAGAGAUUGCUACUUCUGCAGCUUCCGGCUGAUUUCUGUUAUCAUCUGAAAUGACUAUGAAUCGGAUGUGUUUUAUACGAUUUGUCUUUUGUAUGUGCUGCGCUCUCGGUUAUUGCCAUAUCAUGGAGCUCGAAUGGUUCAUAACAUGCCUUAACACCCAGACCAAGGGGUUCUAAUGCAAAGGUUGCGUUAGCCAAAUACUUUUUACUGCCAAUAUAUCAAGAGCUUAACUUUACAACUUUAAUGCUUGAUAUGUGCAGUAACUGUUUUCAUGCAUUCUACACGUUUAUUUUUUUCAGAAAGCGGGCAGGAAAGUUAUUUAGACUCUUUGUUUAGUUGCUGCGCAAGGUGAAGAUGCUGCAAAAUAAAAGAGGCAUUACAAGCAUGUCUUUGCACUGUACCAAAAGUAACUGUCAAGCUGGGAAUCAUGCAAUCAUGGUACCCGAAUUAGCAUGUAUGAAUACAAUAUCACAAUGUCGCUGCUGUGUCGACAAAAUGAACGUUUUUAAAUAAGAAAAUAACUGCAAAAUAACUGGUGCCACUCCAGUGUGAUUCUCUUUGUAGAGGACAUUACAGCGUCUCUUAACUGUAGUAUGCGAAUGGUGACAUGCAGUAGAUCUUAGCAAAUGAAUAAAUUACCUCUAUGCACUGUAGGGAUGUUUAUAUUGUUCAGAGGAAAAUGCAGUUCAUGAAUGUGAAGAGUCAUGUCAGUUUUAUAGAAAUAUCUCGUUUGUCUUUUUCCUUCAAUGACCUCCUGAUGCAGGAAGCUAGUCAAAAUGACCACUGCUGUUUUAUCAAAAUAAAAGGCAGCUAGAGAUUAGUCUUUUUCUCUAGCAGUAAAAUUUAAAUUCAUAAUGUUCCUUUUCAUAUAGGAGAAAAAGGUGUUUUGAAUAUCUGACUUUGCUUUUUUCAUCAUGAGGUCUUCGCAGUCUCAGUGUGGUUCACGUUGUGCAAUCACCGUUAACCUACUGUACUUUAAGUCUAGGACACAAUGUACUCUUCGCUGGGAAAACUCCAGAACCAGGGGGAUAAGGAAUAUUUCUUGAGUGAGUGUGAUGUGUUUAAUAAUGCAAACUUCAAACUGCUGUUUUUCCUUGCACCGUCAUCCAAACCCGGAUGGAGUUUUUGAUUGAAAAUCUUUCAAACGCUCCUCUGAGAUUAAUUUAAACCCAUCUGGUGUCUUUAUAACGGGCUUUCAUUCACUUCCAGUUGAUCCAAGUGUGUUAUAAUCUGUUUACAGCUGUAUAGAUGUGCCUUUUUAUUUUAGAAUUGGCUUUUGUGUGUGUAUCAUUCUUUUCUUUUCUAAUUUUUAAAUAUAUAUAUAUAUACAUUGUU
This is a messenger RNA of Dicentrarchus labrax (European seabass), 3824 nucleotides long. RefSeq names its product sodium- and chloride-dependent GABA transporter 2-like. Gene Ontology annotation, cellular component: membrane. The record is from RefSeq and is a predicted model, not a curated record. The transcript is spliced from 15 exons. Lineage: Eukaryota; Metazoa; Chordata; Actinopteri; Moronidae. Gene Ontology annotation, biological process: sodium ion transmembrane transport. The coding region runs from base 118 to 1980 and encodes 620 amino acids.